Messenger RNA from Thlaspi arvense, 2104 nucleotides. The record is from the annotation of a GenBank genome assembly. NCBI's taxonomy places the organism in Eukaryota, Viridiplantae, Streptophyta, Magnoliopsida, Brassicales, Brassicaceae.
AUGACCACUGGAAUGAAAUCUGGGAGAGACAACAAGUACUGUUUCGUGGCGUUUUUCCUCAUCUCCCAUCUCUCCCUUUCACUAGCCCUCACCAAUCCAGACGAUGUUGCGGCCAUCAAUAGCCUCUACCUUGCUCUGGAGUCACCUCCUCUCCCCGGCUGGAUUGCAUCUGGGGGCGACCCUUGUGGCCAGGGCUGGCAAGGUGUCCUUUGUAAUGCUUCCCAAGUUGAGACCAUAGUUCUCAUCGACGCCAAUCUUGUGGGAGAGCUAGGCGUUGGCUUAAACAUAGAUUUCAGCAACAAUCACAUCGGAGGAAGUAUCCCUUCCUCAUUGCCUGUUUCUUUGCACAACUUCUUUCUUUCAGGCAACGAGUUUACAGGAACCAUCCCAGAAUCUCUUUCCUCCUUGAAAUCCUUGUCAGUCUUGUCUUUAAACAAUAACCUUUUGUCUGGCAAGAUACCCGAUGUCUUUCAAGACCUUGGCGGUAUGAUCAAUCUAGAUCUGUCUAGCAACAAUCUGAGUGGACCAUUGCCUCCUUCCAUGCAGAAUCUUUCCACUCUUACAACCUUGAAUGUAGAGAACAACCUCUUCAAUGGGCCUAUACCAGACAAGUUGUUGGGCGUACCAAAUUUCAGAAAAAGCAAUAACCUGUUUAAUGUCACUGUUGCUCCCUCGCCUUCACCUGCAACAUCUUCACCUGCAACAUCACCUAAGCGGCCAUUUUUAGGACCACCAUCAAAUGGUGGUGGUCAGACACACGUGAGAUCACCUCCUUUCGAUCACCCAGCCUCCUCACCAACUAAAAGGAUUGUUUGGGUAUCCAUUCUCGGGGCCUUUUCAUUUGUGGUUUUGGCCUUUGCAUGUCUACUUUGUGGGAGAAAAUGUCUCGGCAAAGGCAAAAAUGGCGAGCAGCUAUCCAAACCGCACCUAACUGGUGAAUUUGGGAGGGCAGGAGAUGCUUCCGUGCUUCCUCCAUCCAAUACAUUCAAUAAAGACAAAGAGGCCAAACCGAAAGUGUCAGAGAGAGGAGGAGGUGCUCUGAAGCUGCAGGGUGGGCCAGAAAGAAGCGUAGGAAGUGAAAGAAGAGCAUCGAUGCACGAGAUAGACAUGAGCUGUGGCAAUGAGAUGAAUGUGUUGCGUGCCUCACCUAUCAAAAGGGUCAUCCCAAUGGCCUUGGAACCUGCUAGAGCAUCCCUGCAAAAGCCGUCCACUAUAACAUCUUCUUGCGGUGACGAAAAAGAAGGGAAAUUCGUGGAGCUAGUGAGUAACAUAGAGAAAAUCAGGCAUGCCAACGUUGUCCAACUCGUGGGUUUCUGUUCUGAGCACGGACAGAGGCUUCUGAUCUACGAGUAUUGCAGGAAUGGUACACUGCACGAUUUGCUGCAUUCUGAUGGUAGGCUCAAGAUAAAACUGUCAUGGAAUCUCCGUGUUAGGAUGGCACUGGAAGCUGCAAAAGCUCUGGAGUAUCUGCAUGAGACGUGUGAUCCACCAAGUAUCCACAGGAAUUUCAAGUCUGCGAAUAUUCUCGUCGAUGAGGAUAUGAGGGUGCAUGUCUCAGACUGUGGAUUGGCUCCUCUCUUCUCCUCAGGUGUCGUAAGCCAGUUAUCGGGCCAACUAUUGGCAGCAUGCGGAUAUGGAGCUCCAGAGUUUGAGUAUGGGAUGUAUACGUUGAAAUGUGAUGUGUACAGCUAUGGAGUAAUGGUCGACCCAUCUCUCAAGGGUGACUAUCCGGCCAAGUCGCUGUCACACUUUGCUGACGUGAUAUCGCGUUGCGUUCAGUCGGAACCAGAGUUCAGGCCACUAAUGUCAGAAGUGGUUCAAGACCUCUCGGACAUGAUCCAGAGAGAAGAUCGGAGAAAUGGCGAGAAGAAGAUAGUUAAGACGACUAGUUUGACUUAGGAGCUUGUCUCUUUUCUUAUUAUAUAUCUGUCGAAACCAUUGUUGGUUAUCAAAUCCUUGUUCGAAACUACUUGUUUUGCUUCAAGUCUAUUAUUUGCACACCCAAUGUAUGCCUCUUGAGUUUUUCGAUUCUAUAUGCUACUUUCUAGACAGAAUUUUUAAACAAAUAUAAAAAACUUGAUCAUAAUAGACUAAUAGACUUGAU